Messenger RNA from Betta splendens (Siamese fighting fish), 3233 nucleotides. RefSeq names its product FA core complex associated protein 100 (gene faap100). Gene Ontology annotation, cellular component: nucleoplasm; Fanconi anaemia nuclear complex. The coding region runs from base 245 to 2746 and encodes 833 amino acids. Gene Ontology annotation, biological process: interstrand cross-link repair. The record is from RefSeq and is a predicted model, not a curated record. Lineage: Eukaryota; Metazoa; Chordata; Actinopteri; Anabantiformes; Osphronemidae. The transcript is spliced from 8 exons.
AGAAGAAGAUUGUUCCACUAUGUGAAGCGGGAAACUUUGCGAGAGUCUCAUAUAGACCGCAAACUGCCGAUAAAAUCGAAGCAGCAGCAGCAGCAGCAGCAGAAGAAGAAGCAGAAGAAGAAGCAGAAGAAGAAGCAGCAGCAGCAGCAGUUGUUGUUGUUGUUUUAGUAUUAGUAUUAUAUCUUGUGAAUACAGUAAUAGUGUGCGCCGUUUUGUCGGCGUCUUCUUCCUCACUGUUGCCGUUAUGGAAGGACGAUGUACUGUUGAGACCUGGGCAGAGCUUGGCAUUUCGAGCUCACCGACGUGUUUAGUUAAUUUUGGGACAGAUGUUUUCCUCUGCACUGGCAGCGACGAAGUUUAUGCAUUUAAUACUCAACAAAGAAAACUUACGGCUGUUCUUCAGUUUCCUGGACCUGUGAAUGACCUGGUUGAGAGUUAUGAUAAACAGGUCCUCUUUGUACCCUGUAGGAGUGGAGUUUACAGCCUCAACUUACAAUUUCUUCUGUCCAGGUUUCAAAGCUCCCAGGCAUCCUCCUGUCCAGUUGAACUGAAAAUACCCUCAGAGUUUCUUGUUGUUAGAGAAGAACGAGUUUUAUCCCUGAUCCAUGUGGGUUCUAUACUCCUGAUUCUUUCCCAGACAGACACAUCCUGGCUGUUUAGCCUCUACAAAACAACAAAACAAACACCAACGAGCAAGUAUGAGAUCCUCAGUUCCAUUAGUCUGCCACAUGUUGCACAAGAAGACAAUGAGUUGAAGGGAUAUGUAACAAGGAGGCCAGUAUUGGUCUGUGUGUAUUCUGACAAUACAAGACCCCCAUAUUUAUCUUCCACUUCCUCAAAGGAGGCAAAGACACUUAACCAAUUUCACCUCGAGCCUGUCCUAUUUAGAAAUCUGUUUGGGAUUGAUUCCGCCCUGGUCAAAUCACCUGUUAUUCUUUGUGGCCUGUCAGAUGGACGCUUGUGUUUUCUCCCUCUUCUCCUACCUGGAUUACAGCUCAGAGUCCUGCAUCAUCUUGAGCAGCCAGUUGUAUUUGUUGGCGCAUCUGUUGUCAUGAAAACAAGUCCAGCACAUGCACAGUGUUUGGUGGUAGUGGGUGAACUAGGGAGAGUUGUGGUUAUCAAAAGAGAAAAGAGUGUGGCAGAGGGAAAGUACAAUACAGUUAGUAUUACAGAAGGAUGUCUACCGGGGCCUGUAGUUUGUGGCUGUGUUGACAAACACAAUCUUUACUUUAGCACUGGUUCAGACCUGUUUCUACUGGAGCUAUCAGAUGGAUCACAAGGAUCUGAAAGCCAACAUAGGAAUGAAGAGACAUGUGGUGCCCUGAAAAGCCACACCAGUUUAAAUGUAUGCAGAGUCAUGAGUUUGGCUGAACCUGUAUGUGGCAUUGCAGGUGAAGUUGAGCUGCUGGGAGUGUCCGUCAGAGGGCAGCUCCAAAGGAUUACCUUACCUGCAAGGACUGAGGUGGGCUGUGUCGUCAAUGACCUCUUGCCUGCCAUUGGAGAUGUUUGUGAAAGAGCAUCCGCAUUGGAAACAUCCAUCAAAUCUAAAAAACAAAUCCUGGUUCACCUAAAUCACGUCCUUAAUAUUGGCAUCUUGCUAAUUGCCAAUCAAAACAGUGAAAAUAAUUUACCUGAAGAAGAGAAACCAAUCCGAUGUCAUGCCAUACUGAAUUGGAACAGACUGCUUCAGAAAGAAUCUUUAAACCUGACCUGCGUUCUAAACAAUUCAAGUCCUUAUAUUUUGCAACAGGGCUGGACACUGAAUCUGGAUGUAUGUCCUCUGUCCACAUCUGUCAGCACUGGAGGGGAGAGCCAUUCUACAACCUUUUCACUCCCAUUCUGCAAUCUGCACCCAGGGCAAACAAUAAAAGUAUCACUGCCCCUGGCAAUCGCAGAGGACAAAUCAUUUCCCGUGAUGGUCAACUGCUCACUCAUCUUCUCACUUGCAGGUCUGCUAGGAGAGGAGCAGUUACUAAGUAGUUGCAUCAGUUUGCCCUUGAACACCCUGCUUGUUGACUGGCUACAUGUCCUGCAGGUGGACUGUCCCACUGCCUCCCAUAGAACCACAAUCUCUCAAUACAGCAGUGGCACGAAGGAUAUCCUCAAAACUUUUCUGAGCUCUCAACAUAAUAGGUGCAGUGGAAGAGGACCAGAGGAAGUAGAAGGUGUUUUGAAGCAAAAGGAAGAGCAGUAUUCCGCAAAUGUACAUGUGUCAUUAAACUUGCUGAGGGAUACACAGGUGUUGAAAAGCUCACACAUAGACCUAAGUCACAGCAUUUCUUUGUUGGACUGGUUGUUGUUUGAAGAGCAUGGAGGAGUGAAAAUGGGACAUCAAUGGGACAAGACUACCUACAGCAGUGCAGUGGUCCGUGCACAAGCUUCAAAUGGCGACAAAAUCAAACUCAUUGCAAGAAAGGUAAAUGUGGGGAAGGAGUGUUUGGAAAGGGAGGAGUCGCCCUCUAUUUUGGAGGUUCAAGUCGAAGGCAAAUCCAUAGAGGCAGUUCGUGGACUGCACCAUGCUGUACUCAACCGGCUCCUGACCCUGUUGCAGAAAGCUUCCAGGACGUCAGCUUCUGCAAGGGGGGUCUACAGGUUAGGUUUAAGGUCAGCACUGCACCAGGCUGAGCAUGUGCUAAAACAGAUCCAGCAAAGCAGAAUCUUAAAGGCAGAAUCUUUUAGCGCCUCCCCAAGGCAAAUGACUCGUUCCGUGACUUAUCAAGAGCUUAAAGGAAAUUGUCUUUUAUAAUUUAAGUUUGCAGGGUUUUUUUGUUUUUUCCUUUGAACUUCUGUUGUGUAAUUUUCUUUGCAUUUAAGAAAUAAUGCUUAUAAUGAUUAUAUUGUAAAUAAACCUUGUAUCACUGUACCAGACAAUUUAUGAAAUUUAUGGAAAUACCUUGAUAAGAUAUAUAUAACAGAUUUGUUGAGAUUUUUAUGUCUUUAUAUAUUUUUUCUUUUUAUUUCGUUUAAAUCAAAUAAACAUUUUGUUGUGCUUGUUCUUUUGCUGCAGUUUAAAUUGUAUUUGAUAGAUGUAGCACCCUCUGGUGGCUUGAAUAGUUGUGUGCCAGGAAGUAAGAUAAGAACCUUUUUAAUAGUCCCACAGUGAGGAAAUUACCUAAGUAAGUUUCAUUCUGUGUAGUAGGCUGUACGCGGUUACAGUUUGUGAUUAUCGAUCUUCCUGUCUGUACAAUGGCAUCUUUUCACCUUUUCAACAUUAUUAAACCUGUUAAUAAGAA